This is a messenger RNA of Fusarium oxysporum Fo47, 1500 nucleotides long. Its product is annotated as aldehyde dehydrogenase domain-containing protein. The transcript is spliced from 4 exons. NCBI's taxonomy places the organism in Eukaryota, Fungi, Ascomycota, Sordariomycetes, Hypocreales, Nectriaceae. The record is from RefSeq and is a predicted model, not a curated record. Gene Ontology annotation, molecular function: oxidoreductase activity, acting on the aldehyde or oxo group of donors, NAD or NADP as acceptor. Bases 1 to 1500 code for a protein of 499 amino acids.
AUGGCCGCUCUCAAAAUUGAUUUGCAGGCUCCCAACGGAGUCAAGUAUACUCAACCUACCGGCCUUUUCAUCAACAACGAGUUCGUACCCUCUUCGGGUGGAAAGAAACUUACAAGUAUCGAUCCUGCUACCGAGAACGAAAUUGCCACAGUCGAAGCGGCUGACGAGAAAGACGUGGAUACGGCUGUCAAAGCUGCGAAGACUGCUUUCAAAGACUGGAGGAAGGUUGAGUGUUCGGAGCGUGGGCGCCUUAUGGCCAAGCUCGCCGACCUGAUUGAGGCCAAGAGAGAGGUGUUUGCUACAAUCGACGCUUGGGACAAUGGACAAACCUACGCUGAGGCGAUUGAUGGUGACCUCGUUGAAGCUGUCGGCGUGAUUCGCUAUUUCGCCGGUUGGGCAGAUAAGAUUUUUGGUCAGACUAUUAGCACGACUAGCCAGAAGUUUGCUUAUACACUCCGACAACCUAUUGGAGUCGUUGCACAGGUUAUCCCUUGGAACUACCCUCUGUGUAUGGCUACAUGGAAGCUUGGUCCCGCUCUAGCCUGUGGUAACACAGUCGUUAUCAAGGCAGCUGAACAAACACCGCUUAGCAUCCUUCUUCUAGGCCAACUUAUCAAGGAGGCUGGGUUCCCUGCUGGCGUCGUCAAUAUUCUCAACGGCCCUGGUGGCGAAACUGGUUCAUCCCUAGUAUCCCAUCCUUUAGUGGACAAGGUUGCUUUCACUGGCUCAACUGCUACUGGCGCAAAGAUCAUGCGUACUGCCUCGGAAAUGCUAAAGAACGUCACACUUGAGACUGGAGGAAAGUCCCCGUUAUUGGUUUUCGAUGAUGCAGACAUGGAGCAAGCCGUGAACUGGUCUCAUUUCGGGAUUAUGUCUAAUCAGGGCCAAAUUUGCACUGCGACGUCACGACUUCUGGUACAAGAGAGCAUCUAUGACGACUUUGUCCAGAGGUUCGUUCAAAGAGUCAAAACUACUAGCGUUGUCGGUAAUCAGUGGGACAAGGGUGUAUACCAAGGUCCCCAGGUCUCGAAAGCCCAGUAUGACCGGGUCCUUGACUAUAUUGAUAUCGGGGUCACUGAGGGAGCGAACCUCGCAUUAGGGGGCGAGCCAUCAAAGGCUGGUAAGGGCAAGGGCUUCUUCAUUGAACCAACAGUCUUCACAGAUGUGAAGCCCUCGGCUCGGAUUUACCGUGAGGAAAUUUUCGGACCUGUGGUAGUUAUUACUAAGUUCAAAACUGAAGAGGAGGCAGUCGACUUAGCUAAUGACACUACUUAUGGUCUUGGAUCAGCUGUCUUUACAACUGACCUAGAGAGAGCACACCGAGUGUCAGGUAAUAUUGAGGCUGGCAUGGUAUGGGUAAAUAGUAGCCAGGAUUGCGAUCCUAGGGUGCCUUUUGGUGGCGUCAAACAAAGCGGCAUUGGUAGGGAGCUGGGCGAAGCUGGACUCGAGGCAUAUUCCCAGAUUAAAGCUGUCCACAUCAAUAUGGGUAACAGGAUGUAA